CCGGGCCCCCUCCCCGCAGGCUUCGGGAGGCGGGGACGCGGCGUCGGCGGCUUCUCCAGUCGCGUCUUUCUCCCUCACUGGGGAAACCGGCGGUGGCGGCACCUUCGGAGGCUGAGCAGCUGAGCCGCGAGCCCGCCAGUGGGAGGUCGGACAGACUGACUGCAGAGCCGACAGACGGACGGACAGCGGGGCAGCCAGACGGCUCGAGUCGCCUCGAGUUCCGCCAUGAGCUGGGGCACGGAGCUUUGGGAUCAGUUCGACAGCUUAGACAAGCAUACACAAUGGGGAAUUGACUUCUUGGAAAGAUACGCCAAAUUUGUUAAAGAGAGGAUAGAAAUUGAACAGAACUAUGCAAAACAAUUGAGAAAUCUGGUUAAGAAGUACUGUCCCAAGCGUUCCACCAAAGAUGAAGAGCCAAGGUUUACUUCGUGUAUAGCCUUUUUUAACAUCCUUAACGAGUUAAAUGACUAUGCAGGACAGCGAGAAGUAGUAGCAGAAGAAAUGGCGCACAGAGUUUAUGGUGAAUUAAUGAGAUAUGCUCAUGACCUGAAAACUGAAAGAAAAAUGCAUCUUCAAGAGGGACGAAAAGCUCAGCAAUACCUUGACAUGUGCUGGAAACAGAUGGAUAAUAGUAAAAAGAAAUUUGAAAGAGAAUGUAGAGAGGCAGAGAAGGCACAACAGAGUUAUGAAAGAUUGGAUAAUGAUACUAAUGCAACCAAGGCAGAUGUUGAAAAGGCUAAACAGCAGUUGAAUCUACGUACACAUAUGGCUGAUGAAAAUAAGAAUGAAUAUGCUGCACAAUUACAAAACUUCAAUGGAGAACAGCACAAACAUUUCUAUGUAGUGAUUCCUCAGAUUUACAAGCAACUACAAGAAAUGGAUGAAAGAAGGACUAUUAAACUCAGUGAGUGUUACAGAGGAUUUGCAGACUCAGAACGCAAAGUUAUUCCUAUCAUUUCAAAGUGUUUGGAAGGAAUGAUUCUUGCAGCAAAAUCAGUUGACGAAAGAAGAGACUCUCAGAUGGUAGUAGACUCCUUUAAGUCCGGAUUUGAACCUCCAGGAGACUUUCCAUUUGAAGAUUACAGUCAGCAUAUUUAUAGAACCAUUUCUGAUGGGACUAUCAGUGCAUCCAAACAGGAAAGUGGGAAGGUGGAUGCCAAAACCACAGUAGGAAAGGCCAAGGGCAAGUUGUGGCUCUUUGGAAAGAAGCCAAAGCCACAGUCCCCACCCUUAACCCCUACUAGUUUAUUCACAUCCAGUACUCCUAAUGGGUCCCAGUUUCUCACAUUCUCCAUUGAGCCCGUGCAUUAUUGUAUGAAUGAAAUAAAAACAGGGAAGCCCAGAAUUCCUUCUUUCAGAAGUCUCAAAAGAGGGUGGUCGGUGAAGAUGGGCCCAGCACUAGAAGAUUUCAGUCAUCUGCCACCAGAACAGAGACGUAAAAAACUACAGCAGCGCAUCGAUGAACUUAACAGAGAACUACAAAAAGAAUCAGACCAAAAAGAAGCACUCAACAAGAUGAAAGAUGUAUAUGAGAAAAAUCCACAAAUGGGGGACCCAGGGAGUUUGCAGCCUAAAUUAGCAGAGACCAUGAAUAACAUUGACCGCCUGCGAAUGGAAAUCCACAAGAAUGAGGCUUGGCUGUCUGAAGUUGAAGGCAAAACAGGUGGAAGAGGAGACAGAAGACAUAGCAGUGACAUAAAUCACCUUGUAACACAGGGACGAGAAAGCCCUGAGGGAAGCUAUACUGAUGAUGCAAACCAAGAAGUCCGUGGGCCACCCCAACAGCAUGGUCACCACAGUGAGUUUGAUGAUGAGUUUGAAGAUGACGAUCCCUUGCCUGCUAUUGGACACUGCAAAGCUAUCUACCCUUUCGAUGGACAUAAUGAAGGUACUCUGGCAAUGAAAGAAGGUGAAGUUCUAUACAUUAUUGAGGAGGACAAGGGUGAUGGAUGGACAAGAGCUCGGAGACAGAAUGGUGAAGAAGGCUACGUUCCCACAUCAUACAUAGAUGUAACUCUAGAGAAAAACAGUAAAGGUGCAGUAACUUACAUCUAAACUAACCCGGCAGCUUUGUAACAUGUGUGACAUAGGAAUGAUAACAAAAUGAAAACACAGUCAAUGGGUGGGAAAACAUAAGAAAGCUGAAAGGGCAUCCAAGAUUUAUUGUUCACUGUGUGAGCUGAGUGUAGGCUCGAUCUUAGAGAUGUGACUAUUACAAGAAACUGUUCUCAUGACGCUUUACCAUUUGAGUGAUGUUGGUGUGAAGCUUAAUUGAUGCCUUUUGCUUUAUGUCCUGCUUAAGUCUGUGUGAAGGAUUUGUGUUUUUCUGCCUUAUAAAUCAUAAAAUUUAAUCUACUGGGCAGGAAUCCAUCCUGUAGAGGGGUAGGGAUAGAAAGCUCCCUACCCCUCUACACUUUGCUUCAGGAAACACAGUGAUUGUAGUGAACUCAAGUAAAACUGCUCUGAAAUGCUUGCUAUAAAAAGCUGAUGCCCAAAAGAGUGGUUUGGUCUAGGGGUUUGAAAUUGUAGCUACAGUUUCUAGGAAAAAUGUAAUAAUAGUUGGCUAAUUGGAUAAAAUACAAAUGUAAUCAUUUUCAUUUUUGUCCUUAUUCUCAACUUCAGUUUCCUAAAGGAAGAAAACAGGCACCUAUCACAUAAUCUGUUUUAGUACUAGGCUAAUCAAGAGACGUGCAAAAUAAACAGGCCUGGUCUUGCUCUUUAAGUGAAUAAAAUGGCUUUCUUUUGAGACCCAAGGAUAUUUUCAGGUUUUCUAGUAAUUUUCAAUAAUGUACAAGCUUUCUUCUAAAUUAAUGCUUGUAUUUUUCAUCUUUAAAUGUCUUUUGAGAAAUACCACUUUAGUGAUACUAGCAUUUAGCAAUUAUACAUAGGAAAGUGGAUUCUAAAUAAACUAAGAGGAAAUCUUGCAUGGAGGAGAAGUACUGGCAAAUUUUGCUUGAAAGAAAAAAUGACUUUUUUCACUAACUGGGUUGGAGGAAUAUAUCUCUGCCAUCACUGAGGGCAUUUCCUCAUUUUAGCUGAAUCGUCAAUUAUUAGGAGUUUUUUUUCCAAUUUUAAUAAGCAUUUGUUGGAAACACUGUAUAAUCAAGACAUUGAUAGCAGUGCUAGUUGUGUAGGGGAGUAAAGUGAGGAAGCAAUUAAGAGACUGGUCCUUAAUUUUGCUCAUGUUCCAACAUGUUUUGGUGUUUUUAAUAGCUGACUAUAGCUGACUAUAAAAUGAUUUUAGAGACAUUUGGGAUGGACACUUUAAACUGAACACUCCUUUUGGUCUUACCAAAGGUCUUCAGUAAUUGUUCUUUUCUUUUUCCUCCUGGACUGCAGGUUCCUGAAGAGGGUUUCUGAGGAAAUGGGCAAGAUGUUGAAGGAGGUUACAUGCAGCUGCUUUUGGGGGGAGGGUAUUAGAGUUGUCAGGCUCAGAGAGAGUGAGAGAAGCAAGUUGCAUGAGUGCAUGCAGACAUGAUUAUUUUUUUACUAACUUCAUUAGCAUUUCCGUACAUUGUUUAAAAAAAUCAUUGUAAUACCAACCCUUAAACUUGUCAAUUACAGUUAUUCACAUAAAGGAAAAAAGCCAACAAUGGCUAACCUUUUUUUUUUCCAUUUAUUUUACUGAUAUCCAAAUCGGAAAGAAUGCAGAGCUGUCCUUAAGUUUGUCAUAUCUGACUGUCCCAACAGGACUGUCCAUUGCAGCUCUUUUAAUUGGCUUUUAGACCCAUUGUCUGUUAGAAUCCUUGCCAUUUUUGACUGUCCCAACAGGACUGUCCAUCGCAGCUCUGUUUAAUUGGCUUUUAGACCCAUUGUCUGUUAGAAUCCUUGCCAUUUGUCAGUGUCUGCCUGCGUCACCUCUGUGCUUGCUUAACAUCCUGUUGCAUGUCUAGAGUGAUCGGGUUUAGAUUUUUCAGGCAUGUCUUUAUAAUCCCUUGUUCUUGUCAAAACCUUUGUUUUGUUUUACAUUUGUAGUGCAAAUCACUUUGUCAAACAUCUCCAGCACUAAUGUGCCCAUCCUAGUAUUUGUGUACGCUGCUAUAACUUCCCCACUGCAAAACAUUCCAGUUUUGGCAUUAUGAAGAAGCAGUUUGUGAACCUGAAGUAUUUAUGAUCAGAAGAAAAAACAUCUCUGCUCUAGCCUACAGCCCAGCUGAAAGAACUCUUUGAAACAUGAUACAUCUUCAGCACCUCAGUCUGGGAAGAAUCUAUAGUCAGCACUGAAAUCCUGGCAUAAUAAACACAGAAGAUACUCACCACCUCAAGACAAAGGACUGUUGUCAGAAGUCAGCUGCUUCCAUUCAAACGCUGCCUUAAACUAGAGUGCCUAAAUCUGCUGAUUGCCAACACUACCACUACAGUAUCCCACAAAGGGCUUUAUGUGUCAGCUCAGUGCGACCUCCAUUGACUCGGCAGUGCUGCUAUAGCUGCCGAUACAACCUCGGUAGGUGGCUUUUAGAGCUCUACCAUGUUUGUUGGUGCAUCUUCAAAUUUACGCAUCAAACUAAAGACAUGUCUGAGUCCAUUUUACUUAGUGUUUUUAUGAGAAGUUUUAUGGACCUCCCUCCCAUUGUCUUUCAAUUUGGGGUUACUGUUUUCUCACUUAAUUAUUACAAUGAUAGUCUGUUUCCAAGUGAUGAUUUUAUUUGAACCACAUACAAUUUAGUGAAACUUUGUAAUGAUCUAUGUGCACUUUUCCUUGUAAAAUGGGAGUUUCUGUAUGUUUAUACUUGUAAAUAUAAUUGUCAUCAGUGCCCCUAUGCUCAUGUUGCUCAUGUUGUCCUCCCUCGCAUUUGUGAUUCUGUUAAUGACUUGUAUCUUAACUAAUUUCUUAGUGGCAUUUAAUGGGGAGGUGGGUGGGGGUGGGGGGAUAUUUGUAACAUGGAAGCUUCAUUAAUUUGGUUCUUUACUGUUUUGAAGGAAGAAAGAACGUGAAAUGGUCUGUGUAUUGUUGGAUUUCAAGCGAUAUUUUAGAAACUGUGUGACUGCUUUAAUAAUUUUUCCCAGUGUUAUUUGAAUCGUACUACCAGUUAUACUAAAGCUGAAUGACAAUUGUGUGAAAGUCGAUGCCUUCGUAAGAUCAAGUACUCCCAUUACACAGCUGACAUGAUAGUGUAUUACCUUUAAGGCUAGUAAACUAUGAAGUUUUAGAUUUAAAUCUCGUUACAGGGUUAUUUAUAUAAAGUGACAUUAUUCAGUACUGACAGACUACAUAAAGUAGUUUUCAGAUCCAGUGCUAUUUUUAUUUUAAAGGUUAGCAAUGAAGAGGAAACCUGAGCUGGCUGUGUUUGUCUUCUGUACAAAGCCUGAGGUGCUUGUGCUUUUUGGCAACAGCCACAGAGGGCAAAGUUUAAGGCUUUCUUGUGAGGACUAACUGUUCUUUUCAAGCUACUGUUUGUUUUUCUUAAAGCAGGAUUUGCUUCCGUAGGAGGCAAGUUCCCUCACGUGGAAUAGUGCAACCUGUGUAUGGGUUAUUACAAUAGGAAAGACAUUUGUACUUGCACAGUUUAAAUCAUUCUUAAAUUUGAAUAUGUGAAUUGUCCAAAAGAAGUCUUUAAUUUUUUCAGUAAUUUUUACUCUUUUUGUGCACAUGUUGAUUUCUUAAUGUAAAUGCUUUGUUUAAGAUAGUGUUCUCUGUUGAGAAUAUUUUCAUGGAAUAAAGUAAUCUUUUCAUGGUCA
This is a messenger RNA of Delphinapterus leucas (beluga whale), 5679 nucleotides long. The record is from RefSeq and is a predicted model, not a curated record. NCBI's taxonomy places the organism in Eukaryota, Metazoa, Chordata, Mammalia, Artiodactyla, Monodontidae.